Amborella trichopoda is the source of this 1536-nucleotide messenger RNA. RefSeq lists its product as uncharacterized. NCBI's taxonomy places the organism in Eukaryota, Viridiplantae, Streptophyta, Magnoliopsida, Amborellales, Amborellaceae. The record is from RefSeq and is a predicted model, not a curated record. Gene Ontology annotation, molecular function: protein binding.
UCUCUCUCUCUCUCUCUCUCUCUCUCUCUCUCUCUCUCUCUCGUGCAGUCGUGGAUGCACUUGAAGCUCUUUCUAGGCCAUUUUUGCACAUAAACAAAAGCCAUUGCACAGUCCAUAGUAACCAAGGAAGGAUGAUGAACCAAGAACUGAAAGAGGCAGUCACAAACAUUCAUUUUCGAAAUGAAGAGCUCAAGUUGAGAGCCACUGAGAUCAUCCAAAAGGCAGCUGGUGAAAAGGGUUUAAAGAUGAGAAACUGUUUGGUUGGACUAGGAGUGAUCCCUCAACUUUUAACCAUGCUUGACACUUCUUGCCCACCUCCUUUCCACCUUUCAUCUCUACAAACUCUUCUUCAGGUCUCCCAUGGUAACUCAUGUGGCAAAGCAGUCAUUGUAGAAGCAGGAGGUCUAGAGAAGCUCUCCAAACUUUACUUGCACUCAAUUGACCAAACAGUUCAUGAGAACAUAUCCACACUGCUAUUCUCAAUCUCAGCCUUGAAUUCGUGCAAAUCAGAAAUUGGGUCUUCAUCUAUAUUCCCUCUUCUAAUUUCCAUGCUCAAUUCUCCAUUUGAAUCAGUAAGAGAAGCUUCAAUCUCAUCCCUUCUAAACCUCUCAACUUGCUUUGAAAAUCUCAAUAUCUUUCUAAGGCAUGGAGCAGUUAAAGCCCUGUUUGAGUUCAUGCAAAACCCAAAUGGCAGAGGAGAGAGUAAAACAACUUUAUCCAAGUUCAAAGACAGAGGAGGGAGAAACUCUGCUGAGUCCACUGCCAGAGGAGAGAGAAACACAACUGUAUACAAGCCCUUUUGUAGUAGAGAGAGAAAGACUUCAGAAUGCAAGAGCUUAUAUAUAUUGAGCAAUAUAAUGGUGACAGUUGAGGGGAGAAAGACUUUGGAAAAGAUGGUGGCUUCAGAGCCUUGGAUUCUGGGGGGUUUUUUGAGAGCAGAAGAGGAGCCCAAGUGUCAACAAAAAGCUGCAUAUAUAUUGAUGGUUUUAGUUUAUUACAGUAGGGGUUUAAGGGAGGUUUUGAGGGCCACAAAGGGGCUUGUUCCUGCUGUAGUUGAGAUGGGUCUUCUGGGAACUUGCAGUGUCUUGAGAGAGAGGUGUUUGAGGAUAGUGAAGAGUUUGGGGAGAGACAAGAGUUGGGCUCUCUAGAAGAACUUGGCCUAGAGAGAGAAAGAGAGAGCCUUGGGAUUUGGUGCAAUGAUGCAGCCACUAGUUUGUGCAUUUUCAGGGAAGGAAGAAUAGCUUCUCUUGCUGUUACAUACUUGAGAAAGGAGGACGACAGCCUCUCUCUGCUCCAAAAUCUCGAGCAAUUUACAUAUGCAUGCAAAAAAAUGGUUGCAGCAUUGACCCAGAAUCACCAUUAUAAUUCAUAUUUUGGGUUAUAUUAUUGAAGUGUUACUAUUUAUUUUGUAUGUUUUUAUUUUUGUUUUAAAUUAUUUGGUAAAUAUUUUUAUUUCGAUUUAUCAAUAUCUUUCAAACCGCUCAAAAUACAAAAACUCAAAAAAAAAUUGAUGUGAUUGGGUAGUUUCAAAGUCAA